AUAAACAAUGAGCAAUACUGGAAACGCUGCUUCAGAUUCAAUAAUCUGGUUUUUAUAGGACCAAAUACGGUACAAAGGCUUGUAGCAUGCGCCGAGGGAGAAGACGCUACCUUGAUUUGUUUAUGGUUGCCAUGCAAACGUAGUCACGGUACUGGUCAGUUUCUGAUAGUCAUUUAAUAUCGGAAUCAUUCUACUGAAAAUAUUAUACAAGGGAUAUCUAGGAAGAGCAAUACGAUUUUAGCAAAAACCAUGAAGCGCUCCUCGUAUUAUGAUCAAAGCAAUGAUUCGAGAGACCCAUAUCAGUCGAGUGAAAGCGAGGACUAUCCCCAGCCUAACUUUCGGGGUGGAAACAGAAUGUCGGUCUCCAAACCCCACCAAAAGAGGAUUCGUCAACAGGACGGACACCAGGAAUACCGAUAUGAACGCUAUGAGAGCUAUCCACCGAGUCUCCUGGACCGCGAACAGCACACCAAAGCCAUCAGAGUCAAAUUCUUUAAAAACCGAGAUGCAUUGCAUAAGGGCGUCGUUUUGUCCAUCAGCGAAAAGAUGUUUCCUUCUCUUGACAGCCUGAUGAACCAUCUCAAUAGCAAGAUAGAUACUCCACAGGGCGUGAUGUACAUCUUCAGACUGGAAGAUGGAAAGUUAAUCGAAAGCGUCAAGGAUUUUCAACCCGGGGACGAGUGUGUCGUGUCGAGCACUCUCAGGGUUGAUAGAAACAUACAAUAUGGCCAGAUUUCUGGUCCUCCUUCUCCCAUCAAGCGUGGAGCCCCAAUGCAACGUAGUCAGGGACCCUCCAGAGAACACAUCCUCAAAGGAAGUACCAGUCAACAGAAGGGUGGAGUAAACAGAUCCCCAAUCCAGGCUAAGAGCAGACCGCUGACAUUCACCAUUAUCAACAACACAAUGAGAUCCAUACAAGACAAAAUGAUCAUCAACCCUCAGACGGAGCAAUCCUUUGAACAGAUGCUGGCGGAUAUGGGAGAAGUUGUGAAUAUGACUGAUAACCCCCCAACAGGCCUUUUCUGCGCCGUACCACCGUACAACAAGAUAGAAAGCUUUUCAAACCUUCGACACGAAUUACUUGUUAAAAAGGUAGAAAGCUUUCUAGUGAUUGGAGGCGAGGGGCUCCCAAAAGAAGUCCGUCAAAAGAAAGCGCCAGUUCGUGAACCAACCCCACCGCCCGACGAUGACAUGGAUUAUUAUGAAGAACCUUACCAGCAGACGUACAGAGAACCAUCACCACCCCGACAGAAAGCGCGAGGAAAAUGGAAACCUGCUAAGGAAAGCCCAAGAAAACAGAAAAACACCAAACCAGCUCAGAAUGGCCACGACGCACAACAAAACGGCUUUGCAGACGACAGAUCAAAACCUCCCAAUCGCGGCAAUUCAACUCAAAGAGGCAAUAACAGAACUACAGCACAGCCUCAAAAGAUGAACAGCAGUAGAGAAGAACACGUGACUACUAACAUAUCUCAAGAUUCCAGAAGAUCCUUCGACUCAAACGCAUCCAAACCAUCACGUGAUUCACGAGAGAGCGUAAAUCGCCGUGAACAGGGACCUCUUACAAACAGGGGACAACGUGGCGAUCAUCGACAGAACAGCAAUAAACCCCCUGGAAAGACCCAGCCGGUACGUCAUCCACAAAAUCGUCGGAGUUUCGAGGAAGACAGAGACAUGGAGGUUGAUGAAGGUGAGGAAGAAAUGCAACAUAACGGCUAUCACGAUGAGGUCGAUAACCAGGACGAUGUAAACGAUGAUGGAAGAGAUACCGAGGACGAAUAUGACGAUGAUCCACCAGCGCAGCGACCCGCGAGGAAAGGGCCUCGGAUGGAAACUCCAGAAUGCUAAUGAACUUUCGUUAUCAAAACUGUUAGGGUGCUUUAAUACUAAAUCAAAGACCAGGAAUAGUGUUGUACAUAAAUACAUCCUGUGCGGAGCAGAUAUCGUCACAGAAAUGACAGUGACCUGUGAUAUUAUUGAAUUUAUUGGUGUAGUCUGUGGAUUUUCAUUGUUAUUUUAGUUUUACAUGUUGGAUAUCCAGUGAUGUGCUAUCUUCCUCAUCAGAAAAAUUCAGUGUAUUUUAAAAGAAUUGUCUGAUAUACAACAAGCCUCCUCGCACCGACAUAUUGAAUAGAGCACGUUAGCGCUCCAUGAAAUAUAUGCCAUUGUGUAGAAGCUCGAGGUAUAUAUCAGAAACUGAAAGACAUUCACAUUGACAUAUUAAUUGUACUAUAAUGAAAAACCAGCCUACAUGUGGACUUGGGUCAAGUGUAUUCAUUACCUUUUUAAAGAAGUUGAAAGUUUAUGUAAUAUUCAAGAAUAUUUUCGUUGUCGUAAUCUCCUAAGGGAGGAAAGAAAGUAUGAAUAAAUGGAUGAACUCUUAUCCGAUGCUAACUUUUAUUGUAAUAAGUAGGGGCGAAUUUAUUGAAGAUUCCCUGUUAUAACUUGCAAAUAAACAUAUGGUUUAUAAUUUUGUUAUCGGUAAUUUCGCAAGUAUUAUGUAUAACUGACAUAAUUAUAAUAAAAAGGUUAUUGUUAUAC
This is a messenger RNA of Ostrea edulis (European flat oyster), 2541 nucleotides long. RefSeq lists its product as uncharacterized. The transcript has 3 exons. Bases 250 to 1848 code for a protein of 532 amino acids. Gene Ontology annotation, biological process: intracellular signal transduction. NCBI's taxonomy places the organism in Eukaryota, Metazoa, Mollusca, Bivalvia, Ostreida, Ostreidae. The record is from RefSeq and is a predicted model, not a curated record.